This is a messenger RNA of Solanum dulcamara, 588 nucleotides long. RefSeq lists its product as uncharacterized. Lineage: Eukaryota; Viridiplantae; Streptophyta; Magnoliopsida; Solanales; Solanaceae. The transcript is spliced from 2 exons. The record is from RefSeq and is a predicted model, not a curated record. The coding region runs from base 1 to 588 and encodes 195 amino acids.
AUGGCAGGUGAACCAACAACUGAGUCAGCUCAGAAUCUAAAUCAAAACCACUUUAAUAUUCAACGAGGCUCUGCAAGUAGCAACGGGCAAGCUGAGUGGUGUGGAAAAUUAUACUCUAUGGAAUCGGUCAAUCAAACUAGCUCUGUUAGGAAGAAACAAGCUAGGUUUAGUGGAUGGAACAUGCAGGAAAAAAUGUAUACUGAAGAACCGUGGGGUCAAUGGGAAAGGGUGAAUGCUGUUGUCCUGUCAUGGCUAAUGAAUGCAGUUUUGAAAAGCCUACUUAGUGGAAUAGCAUUUGCUUCAAAUGCUCUGGAUGUGUGGACUAAUCUGGAAGAGAGGUUUGAUAGAGUAGAUGGAUCACUAACCUACAGUUUGCACAAAGAAAUUGCUACUCUACAGCAGGGGACUGCUUCUGUGGCUGUAUACAACACAAAGCUAAAGGCCUUGUGGGAUGAGUUUGAAGUUUUGGUGCCAUCACCUUGCUGUAAAUGUGAGAAAUUCAGAGGAUUUGUAGCUCAUAUGAACAGACAAAAGCUAUAUCAGUUCUUAAUGGGACUAAAUGAUUCAUAUCACCAAGCUAGGAGUUAG